AUGUCAAAUACGAUUCAAAAUAAUACUACUCCUUCAAAAAGUGCUAGGUCUCAUCCAUCGAAAAUAUGCCGUCAUUGCAGAAGUAAUAUCGCUUGCGGAAGACCAAGAAUCCAUCUUUUUGGACCGAAAUCGCGUAACGAAAAUCUGCUCAAACGACUGUCUGACGUUCUUGAUGCGGAGGUUCAGCCUCACGACAGCCUUUCAGAAUAUUUUUGUCAAAGUUGCUAUCGAGAAUUCUUGAAGGUUGAGAAAGUACUGCUUCAGAGCAAACAGAUUGAAGCUUUUAGAGGCAAACAUAAAACUUCCAUCGAAGAACAACUUACUAAAGGUGUUCAAGGUGGCGAAGGCCGACAAAAGCGAUGUAACCGAAAUUCUCCUGCUUCAGUAGAACGUCAGAAGAGGCCAAAACCGCUCGGUCCUGCAAAUGAGUCCAAGAAGAAUUGUAUACCGAGUGCUCCAAGAAUAUUACUUCCAAAAACGGAUGACUUUGCCAGUAAUAGUCAUGAAACGAUAGAAGGAGUAACGCGAAUUGAAGAGGGACCAAUUCUUGACACUUGCAAAACAGAGGUCCAUUUAAGCUACCCUUCAAAGAAAGUAAUCAAAGUUAUCAAAGAUGCUACAGAUGCUAAAAUUAUUCGACAACUGGCUGACAGCUCAUACAAUUAUGCAGCAAAUGCUAUUUGGAGCAAAAUCCAGCUAAAAAAUGAACUGGCCAAGAAAAUUGAAAAGGAAAUUGACCAAGAAUGCCAGAAUAUCUGCAGUACAAAACAACCCUCCAUGCUGAGAAAAUGUGAUCCCAAUAGUUUGAUGAAGUUUUCAGAUAAGGAAUUUGAAGAGGAGCUUCAACUUCGUACACCGGUGUUCCACACAUUUCUUAAGUCAGCUAUGGGUGUUGAAAAACAGAAAAAAGUUAAGUCCUGUGCACCUGCAAUGACAAUGGCUGCUUCAGUCCUUUUGAAGCACAGGUGCCAAAGCAUGUCAGCUCAUGCUUACAGAUAUUCAGUUGGGGUCCUCUGGCACAGUGGUGCUAAAAAGCAGGGUUUCCUCAGAAGCAACAGGUGGGAUGUCUCUGCUAGCCAUUCUAGCACUUUAAGCAAACUGGAUGAAAUGGGUCUGUUAUCUGGGAGAGAAUUGAAAGACUGGAAAGAAAAUCUAGAGAGACAUGCUUACAUAAAAAAGGCAUUAUUAGAGGCAAGAAAGCACUGCCACAAGCCAGAGGAAUGUAUACCACAGGGAUUUGUUACCACUGAUGUCAGUGACCUCAAUUUGUGCUUUCCAGCCCUUUCAAUGUCUAUGGACAUUGACUUACCAAGCAGUGUCAAUAAUAAUCCUCUUCAUCACAAUAACAUGCAUGUGGAACUUGAAAUCGAUAUGGUAAAUGAUGGCAAGGACAAUAUGAAAGAAAUCUUAAUGAGGCAAGGCUGUGUUGAAACCUCAAUAUAUAACAUGUUUGAACUUAUUGAGAAGGAGUUCCCUGACCUGAACUAUGGUGACAUUGAUACAUCUAUGAUUGAUAAAGUACUAAAGAUCCAUGAAAGUCAGAAGCCAAAGAGUUAUCAGAUCAUAGGUGACAAUAUUGACUUGUAUGCAAAGGUAAAACACAUGAGCUCUGAAAACAAGAACAAAAGCAUUCAUUGGUUUGCAAUGAAUGCUGUUCAAGAUCGUAUCACUAGGUUGGACCUACCGGAUGAUAUGCCCAUUAAAGAUAUCCUCGAAAUGGAAAAUAUUGAGUUUUUACCAUCAUCAAUUGAUAAUGAGAAAUUUCUGCAUGACUUAAUUCCCUUAUGUGCACGAAUUGGCAUUGAAAAGUUACCUGCACUGAAAUGUUUCAAAGAUGUCCAGAUCAACCACAUUCCUCACCAGUACUCAAAAGAAGCAAAAACAAAGUCAACUCAGGAACCUCUUGGUAUUGUUUUCAAGAAUGAAAACUUGAAUGAUGAAAUGAUUGACAUCAUCCAAACCAUCCAUGAAAAAUUCCUUCCUGUAACAUUACAAGAAAAACUCACAGAAGAUGGGGAUACCAUCCUAGCAACUGAGGUCGCAGAGAAAAUUUUCUUCGGUGGUGACCAGCUCACAGAUGAAAGAGCCCGAAAUUCUGUGUAUGCCAGAAGUGACGGUGAUUCAGAGUUUGAAAGACUGGAGGGCCUUAUCCCUAAAGUAGAAGACUGGCAUGCCAUCAGACUUGUGUAUCAGAUAAUGUAUGAUAUACUAUAUCAUCCAGGCUCUGCCAACGAUGUGGGCAGCAUGUGCUCGAACAUGAAUGUCACCAAUAACAUCAAUGCAAAAACAACAAAUGUCCUUGACAAUUUUAACUACUGUAAAGAUUAUGUUAAAGUUGAGACAGAAGCAUUUGUUGUGGCUGGUAUCAUGUCUCAUUUCAACAUGGAAUCCUUAAAUUGCAACAUAACCAUCCCCAAUUAUGUUGAAAAUGCGACAAAGGAAGUUCGAAUUAUAUGGCUGCACAAGCAAAUGAAAGAAAUGCUGGAAAGAUUCAUUAUGACAAAGCAAAAAGAGGAGCUGGACCAACUACUUCAAGAAGUCCAUCAAGCCAAUCAACCUCGUCAGAAAAAAGUGUAUUUGUGUCGAUGCUGCAACAAGUCAUACGUGUACAAGAAGUGCCUUGAUCGCCAUGAAAAAAAAGAGCAUCCUGAAUUUGAACAGCCAACAGAAUUAAAGACAACAGAAAUACACGAUUCCAAGUCAAUAAGAGAGAAAGACGACUGCAUCUACAACUAUGCUUGUGCACGAUUGGGUUUGGGAUUACUGCUUCACAAUUUUGAUGAUUCGGUUAGGGAAGGAGAUGGUGAGAGAACAUUACGGUGCUGGAAGUUUUUAAUGUUGAUAUACAAGUGCUACAACCAUACAAAGUAUGCAGUGGCUGCUUUACAGCUAUUGGCAAAUGUCAAUGCCAUGCUGUCUCCAAGAAAGGCUCACUCCCUUGUGUGGAACAGGACCAUAAAUAAUAAAGGAGGAAAAGCAAAGAACAUAUCCUUGGAUUUACGAAUGGAACAUAUUGUUCACCUGCACAAAGAGAUGCUUGCCAACCUUGGAGUUAACCUCACCCCUGAAUGUGCUGCUAGAAGUAGUAAUGCUGUAAAACCUGUGGAAGAACUAUUGAGAACAGUUGAUAAUGAACUUUUGUGCAAGAGAUCAUCUGGAAAGCACACAGUCACUCGAUCUCAAAAUGAUUUUGAGCUCAUUGUUAAUGAGCUCCACAGUAAAGGAAGGGUGUUCCAGUGGAGGCCUGAGGAACACAGGCAUUAUCAAUGUUUUCCCGAAUUUAAGAAAACGCUGGUGAACAACCUUAAUUACAAAACACUCAACAAAUGGAUUAAUGAGCACAAGAAGCAGUGGUCCAAAAGAGGAAAUUGAAGAGCAAGCUGAACAGAUUAAAGAUUUUUGAUGAUUUUUCCUCAGUAUUGUUUUCAAAAGCUGUAGAUUUUCUUCAACGUUUAACAAAGGAAUUAUUUAAAUAAUUUAAUGAAGACCUUGUAUUUUUAUACCAAAGGCAUAGACAUUCAUUGAAUUGCACUUGUUUAUGGUGAGGUUACUUCAGCAAGACCAGUAUAACUUUAACAGCUAAAACACCAAAAACUUCCAAAUGCAUUAAAUUAAAAGAAUAGCGUGAGUUUUGCAUUAAUGUUCUGGUUGCUUGUGAAUGUUUUUAUGGUUGAACAUUAUUUGUUAUUGCAUAAUUCUAUAUAGGUAGGUUUACAGAAAAGAUUUAUUGCCACAUGUGAAUGCAUUACAACCUGCAUAGUUACUGUGUAAUAGUUUAUAAGCCCCUUUUGUCUGUACAACAAGAAUAAUAUUCUAACAGUUAAAAAGGUUUUGUUAUAUUGUCAAGACACUCUCAUGUUGACAAAAAAUACGUGGGUAGUUGAGUACCCCCAAGUUCAAAGAAGUAAAACUGUAACUCUUGAAUCAGUCUAGUUAAAUAACAAAACUUAAACAUCAUGGGUCUAUAGAGACAAAACUAGCUAUACUUAAUGUUUUAACAGAACUUUAUCCUAAAGUCUAAUGGUCAGUAUGUCAUGUGUUUUAAACAUGGCUUAAAAUAAAAAACAACAACUUCAAACUAA
Messenger RNA from Stylophora pistillata, 4082 nucleotides. RefSeq lists its product as uncharacterized. Gene Ontology annotation, cellular component: nucleus. Gene Ontology annotation, molecular function: zinc ion binding. The record is from RefSeq and is a predicted model, not a curated record. Lineage: Eukaryota; Metazoa; Cnidaria; Anthozoa; Scleractinia; Pocilloporidae.